Messenger RNA from Fusarium falciforme, 1347 nucleotides. RefSeq names its product MFS domain-containing protein. Lineage: Eukaryota; Fungi; Ascomycota; Sordariomycetes; Hypocreales; Nectriaceae. Gene Ontology annotation, biological process: transmembrane transport; carbohydrate transport. The record is from RefSeq and is a predicted model, not a curated record. Gene Ontology annotation, molecular function: carbohydrate:proton symporter activity. The transcript has 2 exons. Gene Ontology annotation, cellular component: membrane. Bases 1 to 1347 code for a protein of 448 amino acids.
AUGACUUCCAAAACUUUCAAUAGUGUGGGGCAAGAGCUUGCUGCCGUUCUGCCCCCAAACGACAAACCAUGGUACAAGAAACGAAAUCAAGUCUUUCUCAACUUCUGUCUCAUUAGUCUUUUUCUCCUUUCUUCUGGCAAUGGCUACGACGGCACCAUGCUUAACGGCUGUCUCGCCCUUCCGCAUUGGCAGUCCUUCAUGGAACAUCCAACCGGGGCGUGGCUCGGGUUCAUCAGCGGUGCCCAGAACCUUGGCUCUAUCGUCUUCUAUCCCGUCGUCGCACACCUAUCCAAUCGCCUCGGUCGAAAACCAACCAUCUUUAUCGGCUACUUCUUCCUAUGUCUCGGCGUUGGCUUGCAGACCGGGGCUAUAAACCCAUCCAUGUUUGUUGCUUCACGAGUUGUUGUUGGCAUUGCGAGCGCCUUUUUUGGCGGAUGCGUGCCUCUGCUCAUGACAGAAACGGCAUACCCCACCCAUCGUGGAGUUCUCACGAGUCUCUACAUGUGUGGGUGGUAUGUUGGUUCCUUCCUUGCCGCUUGGUCUACGUUCGGUACCCGCAAUUACGAUAAUGAUUGGAGUUGGCGCAUCCCAUCUGUCCUACAGCUACUCCUCCCAGUAAUUGUUCUUCCGGGACUGUUCCUGGUGCCCGAGUCUCCACGCUUUCUGGCCUCCAAAGAACGUUACAACGAGGCUCGCGCCUUUCUCGUCAAGUACCAUGCAGAAGGUGACGAGAAUUCACUUCUAGCAACAUUUGAGCUUGAGGAGAUCACGCGAACCAUCCAGAUGGAACGUGACUUUCAGAAGAGCAGCUCGUAUGGGCAGAUGCUUGCCACUCCUGGUAACCGCAAGAGAACCUUCAUCACCGUCUUUUUGGGAGUCUUUGAUCAGUGGGCUGGCCAGAAUGUCGCAGGCUACUACCUCGCCCCGGUGCUCACCACCAUUGGCGUUACCACAGUUACAGACCAGACUCUCGUGAACGGAUUCCUCCAGAUCUGGAACCUCAUCUGCGCCUUGACUGGUGCAUUCAACGUUGAUCGUGUUGGACGUCGACCUCUUUUCUUAGCCGCCACCGCAGGCAUGCUCGUCUCUUACAUCCUCAUCACAGCGCUUUCUGCCACCUUUGCGAAGGGAGGGUCAGCAGCGGUCGGCACCGCAGUUGUCCCAUUCCUUUUCCUCAUGUACGGCUGCUUCUCUCUAGCUUUCACACCCUUGAUGGUGGCAUACCCAGUUGAGAUCUGGCAAUACGACUUGCGUGCUCGUGGUCUUUCUACAAUGUGGGUGUCGACUGCGAUAGCCGUCUUCUUCAACAUCUUCAUCAACCCAAUCGCACUCGAGGCAAUUGCGUGA